This is a messenger RNA of Clunio marinus, 285 nucleotides long. The record is from the annotation of a GenBank genome assembly. NCBI's taxonomy places the organism in Eukaryota, Metazoa, Arthropoda, Insecta, Diptera, Chironomidae.
AUGCAUAUUUAUUGGUCUCAUUCGUCACCACAAAUGAUCUCGGAGUCAAAAUUUAAUGAAGAUAAAUUGAAGGAAGCUCAAAAAAAAAAACUCAGAGUUAUCCAAUGUUUACGACAAAAUACAAUUGUGCUAACAUUAUGCAAGAGUUCGAGUCUUAAUUUAUUUCUGAUACUAUCAGACAAACAAUCAAACGAUGAGCCAUUGGUUCAAAUAAAACCCCGAGACAUGCCAGCAAACCCUGAUAAACAUUUGUUACAUGGAAAGAUUUCGACCCAAAAGUUCUAG